ACACGCGGAGUGUGGCCUGGUGCACGUGAGUCUGUCAGCACUUGUGAAAUAGGCCACGUCCUCUUUCAGGUGCUGUCCGCUGCCUCGGCUGCAGGUGUUUCUGUAGCUUUUGGUGCACGGAUCAGAGUUCUUUUUAGCCUGGAGGAGAUUAGCUGUUACUUCCCUCUUAAGACUUUAUGGAGGUCAUUUUUUGCUGCUUUGGUGGCGGCGUUUGUUUUAAGGUCCAUCAGUCUGUGUGGUAACAGCUGCCAGGUCCUCUUUUACAUGGAGCACCACACGCCACAGUACCUUUUUGAACUGUUUCCUUUUAUCCUCCUCGGGGUGUUUGGAGGGCUGUGGGGAGCCUUUUCCAUUCGGGCAAACGUUGCCUGGUGUCAGCGGCGCAAGUCUACCAGAUUUGGGAAGUAUCCUGUUCUGGAAGUCAUUGUGGUCGCGGCCAUCACUGCCGUGGUAGCCUUCCCCAAGCCAUACACCCGGCUCAACACCAGUCAGCUCAUCAAGGAGCUUUCCACGGACUGCAGGGCCCUGGAGUCCUCCUCUCUCUGUGACUACAGAAGCGACAUGAACGCCAGUAAAAUUGUUGAUGACACUGCAGACCGGCCCGCUGGCCUCGGAGUGUAUUCAGCUACACGGCAGUUAGGGUUAGCACUCGUAUUUGAGAUCAUAAUGACGGUGUUCACCUUUGGGGUCAAGGUGGUUGCUG
Vicugna pacos (alpaca) is the source of this 703-nucleotide messenger RNA. The record is from RefSeq and is a predicted model, not a curated record. NCBI's taxonomy places the organism in Eukaryota, Metazoa, Chordata, Mammalia, Artiodactyla, Camelidae.